AACCACAUCAACAAAGCGCUAGUUCAGAUAUAAACCUUACCUCAUGAUAUUAUCAGAGUACGUCAGUAACAGCUUCGCCGCGUCCAGAAAGGCUUCAUCUGAAUUCUCACAUAAAGUCGUGACUGCUGGAGAAACAGACAUCUUUAUUACACAAACCGACAGUGUUCACAAGCUGAGCUAACGAUGCUAACGAUGCUAAUAGAUAUUGGGGUCCCUUUGGAGUUUUAGGUGACGUAUCAGCGCCUGAAUACGUAUUUGUAGUUUAUAAAAUACGUAAAAUAAGACUUUCUUCUCCCUGCUCUUUUCCACCAUGGCCUACAAACACUGCGUGAAGUGUACAUGUUGUGUUUUAUAAUAAUUGCCAUGAGUGUAAGAAACUAAUAACUACAUGUACGUGCUAAACCAAUCAGGCGUUCAGAAUUGUUCAAAGCCCCAACUGACUGGAAUACUUGACCUGCUGAUCAGGACUAAACUCCAGCUGAGACCUCACAACAUCCGGGUCCUUCUUCAAAAAUCACUCUGUGUUUCUCCAGACCAAGACUCAAGACGCUGCAGCUCUGGAACGCAGAAAAGGAGGGUUGUGAUCACUGGGAUUGGGUUGGUUUGUCCUCUGGGAACAGGCACUACUUUACCCUGGGAACGCUUGAUUAAGGGACAUAAUGGGAUUGUGGCUCUCACCUCAGAGCAGUACAGAACCAUCCCCUGUAGAGUGGCUGCUCUGGUGCCCAGAGGAAAGGAACCGGGGCAAUUUGAGGAGGAGAAGUUCGCAUCUCGAGGGGAAAUCAACAGCAUGUGUCCGGCUACUGUGAUGGCACUUGGAGCUGCUCAACUGGCUCUGGAGGACUCAGGUUGGACCCCGAAGACCACAGAAGAGCAGCUCCGCACUGGGGUAGCUGUGGGGAUGGGCAUGGUGUCUCUGGAGGAAAUCUCUCGCACCGCCUCUGCUUUCCAGGACAAAGGAUACAAGAAGGUCAGCCCCUUCUUCGUGCCUCGAAUCCUCGUCAACAUGGCCGCCGGGCACAUCAGCAUCCGGCACAAACUGAAGGGCCCCAACCAUGCAGUUUCUACAGCUUGCACAACGGGAGUUCACGCUAUAGGAGACGCUGCCAGAUUCAUAUCCUACGGAGAUGCAGAUGCGAUGGUGGCAGGAGGAGCAGAGUCCUGCGUGGGUCCUUUAUCUGUAGCUGGGUUCUCCAGAGCAAGGGCCCUCGCUACGAAGUGGAACGAUGAUCCUCCGAAGGCUUCCAGGCCCUUUCACCCAGAGAGAGAAGGCUUUGUGAUGGGAGAGGGGGCAGCCGUGGUGCUUCUGGAGGAAAGAGAGCACGCUGUGAGGAGAGGAGCCCGAAUAUACGCUGAGAUUCUGGGGUACGGGCUCUCAGGGGACGCCAGCCACAUCACGGCCCCCACUGCUGAUGGAGAUGGAGCCUUCAGAUGCAUGUCAGCGGCCCUCAGAGAUGCGGGGGUUUCUCCUUCAGACGUGACGUACGUUAACGCUCACGCCACCUCCACUCCUUUGGGAGACGCCGCUGAAAACGCCGCCAUCAAGAAGCUGUUCCAUCAGAGCGCCGAGCAUCUGUGCGUCUCCUCCACUAAAGGGGCCACGGGGCACCUUUUAGGGGCCGCAGGGGCUCUGGAGGCAGCUUUCACGGCUCUCUCCUGCUUCCACGGGGUCCUUCCUCCCACCCUGAACCUGGACUGCACAGAUCCAGAGUUCAACCUGAACUACGUGCCCUUCACAGCGCAGAGGUGGAGCGCUGAGGGACGAAGAGUCGCUCUCACUAACUCCUUCGGGUUCGGAGGCACCAACGCCUCUCUGUGUCUCAGCAGCAUGUGAACACACUCAUUAAGAGAGUAUUGACUUUUAGAGGAUAGUACACACAGAAAAACAUGGAUACGUUGAUGUUAAGUCAAAAAGUGUGAAUUGAAAAGGAAAUUGCUCCAUUAAAAAGAUCAUAUGUUGACUUUAGUUAAAUGUGUUUUCUGUCCACAGGUUCCACAAAAUGGUAUAUGGUUCGUCUAAGUUAAUGAACUUGUAAAAUAAAAGACCAAGAAGUGUUUUUUGAGCCAAAUAUAAAUACAUUCUGAUAAACAAGGGGUAUUAAAGUUGUGUCAGUGUGUCAGCAGCAUCUGAACGGACUCAUUAGGAGAGUAAUUAUUGACUUUUAAAGGAAAUUGGCCCAUUAAAAUAAAUGAUACGUUGACUUUAAUUGCAUUUAUUUUGUCCACCGGAAACCAAAAAUUGUGAAUUGAGCCAAUUAAAUAAAACAUCUGAUCAUCAAGGGAUAUUAAAGAUAUGUGUCUGUCUCAGCAGCAUCUGAACAGACUCAUUAAGAGAAUAAUUAUUGACUUUUAAAGGAAAUUACAUUAAAAAAACGAUACGUUGACUUUAAUAAGUUGUAUUUUUGUCCACAGGUUCCACAAAAUUGUACUUGGUUUGUCAAACUAACUUAACUUGUAUAAUAAAAGACCAGAAAGUGUGAAAA
Molecule: messenger RNA, 2483 nt
Organism: Gymnodraco acuticeps
Lineage: Eukaryota; Metazoa; Chordata; Actinopteri; Perciformes; Bathydraconidae
Gene: oxsm
Product: 3-oxoacyl-ACP synthase, mitochondrial
Biological process (GO): fatty acid biosynthetic process
Molecular function (GO): 3-oxoacyl-[acyl-carrier-protein] synthase activity
Source: RefSeq, a predicted model, not a curated record